AGCAAACACAUUCACACAUGCUUUGGCAGUCGCGUCACUGUGAGUAAUUGUCACUCCAAAGUAACUUCGCUUUCGACAACAUGGACGAAACAGCCACAACGAGUGGAGGAACAACAGCAGGUCCCUCAAAAUCCACUGUUACUAAGAAAAAGACACAAGGAACAACCACAAAGAAAGGAACAACAGCAGGUCCCUCAUCAUCCACUGUUACUGAGGACAAGGCACAAGAGCCAACCACAAAGAAAGGAACAACAGCAGGUCCCUCAUCAUCCACUGUUACUGAGGACAAGACACAAGGAACAACCACAAAGAAAGGAACAACAGCAGGUCCCUCAUCAUCCACUGUUACUGAGGACAAGGCACAAGAGCCAACCACAAAGAAAGGAACAACAGCAGGUCCCUCAUCAUCCACUGUUACUGAGGACAAGACACAAGUCACAAACACGAAGAGAAUAGUCAUCUUGGGUAAAACAGGAGCUGGGAAAAGCAGCCUGGUUAACACCAUAUUUGGAAAGAAACUGGUCAAGAUCGAUCAUACUUUCAGCGCAGGAACAAAAGAAUGUCAAGCAGAAACCAGAUCUGUCAAUGGAAGAAACAUCACUUUGAUCGACACUCCUGGUUUCUUCGACACAAAUAGACCCGAGGAGGAGUUGAAGCGUGCGAUAGUGAGGAGUAUCGUAGAGUGCGCUCCUGGGCCUCAUGCUUUUCUCAUUGUGCUUAAAGUGGAGAAAUUCACAGAGCACGAGGAGUCUGUCAUCAGCAAAAUAAAAAACAGCUUUUCUGAUGAUGUCUUCAAAUAUGCAACAGUUGUAUUCACUCAUGGUGACCAGCUCAAUGAAGAACAGAGAAUUGAGGAUUUGGUGUGCCAGAAUCAGCUUGUGAGUGAUCUGGUGGAGAAGUGUGGAGGUCGCUGUCACGUCAUUGAUAAUAAAUACUGGAAUGGAAAGCCAGAGGAUGAAUACAGAUGCAACCAGUUUCACGUGGAGGAGCUACUGAAGACAAUAGACAACAUAACUGAGGCACACCAAGGAGGCUGCUACACAAAUAAGAAUCUAAAAGCAGUGGAGAGGGAAAAACAACAAGAGGAGGAGCACAUUCGACAGUCAUCAGGAAACAUUUCAGAGGGAGAGAUCAGAGAGCAGGCUAAGGGCAGCGUGUUUAAAAAGCUUUUGAAAAAACUGGCACAUAUUGCAACAGGGGCAUUGUUAGGAGCUUUUUAUGGGGUACUAGGGAGCACAAUUUUAACUCAAGGAACAUCUUUCCAAGCAGCUGGAACUGGAUUAGGCACAUUUGCUGCAGGGGGAGUGGGAGCAAUGUUUGGAGGUAUUGCAGCAUAUGAUGCAACUGAUGAAGAAGACACACUACAGGGAGGUACAGAAAGGGCAACACAGACUGUCACAGAUGGAGCCCUAUUUCUCUUAGAUAAAGUACAGGAGGUAGUGGACAAAGUAUCAAAGAUAAAAAAGAGUCAAAAAUGAGCCAUGACUCUUGAAGGGGAAGAUAAUUUAGCAGUUAAAAUUCAUGUCUCCCUGUUAGAUUACUUGAAAUCUUGUUCUAGACCAUCCUGAGCUGAAGUGCAUUUCUUAACUUCAAACGUAAGUUGCUUGUUUCACAAGUGUGUGGGCAGCUGUGGAUCAGGAGGUAGAGCAGCUUAUCCACUGAUCAGAAGAUCGACUGUUUGAUCCCUGGCUUCUCCAGUCCACAUGUUGGACUAAAUCCCAUAUUGCUGUGUGAGUGUGUGAAUGCCUAAACUAAGUAGUGGGUGGCACCUUGUACAUUAGCCAGGAGUGUGUGUGAAUGGGUGAAUUUGACCCUGUAUUGAAACAGUGGAUCUACACAGAGCCUAUGCACUUGGCCUACACAUUUGUAAGUUCGUCAAACACACAUUAAACAUGACUUAAUAUCAACCAUAAAUACACCAACUGGCUUCACUGUAACUUGCAAGGCUGAAAGACAAAAGACUUGUCUUUUGCUGGACACAUUUUCACCACAAAUAAAACAUGCUAACAUUAUUAGCACAAGAAUAUGAUAUU
Epinephelus lanceolatus (giant grouper) is the source of this 2033-nucleotide messenger RNA. RefSeq names its product GTPase IMAP family member 7-like. Gene Ontology annotation, molecular function: GTP binding. NCBI's taxonomy places the organism in Eukaryota, Metazoa, Chordata, Actinopteri, Perciformes, Serranidae. The record is from RefSeq and is a predicted model, not a curated record.